Molecule: messenger RNA, 639 nt
Organism: Coffea arabica (coffee)
Lineage: Eukaryota; Viridiplantae; Streptophyta; Magnoliopsida; Gentianales; Rubiaceae
Source: RefSeq, a predicted model, not a curated record
AUGGCAGCAGUUUAUAGUUUCGUUGAUACAGCUACGGACCCUUUUAACAACAGUGAUCUGAUGGAGCCGGAGGACCAGUAUCGACCUCAAAGCAUUCAAGAAUCUUGGGAGGAGGAUGAGGAUCAGCCCGAAAAUAUUCCGCCACCGAACAGCAUUCAAUAUGGUGGCCACUGGGACAUUCCUCAAGUAUAUGAUGAGUACGAAGACGAUGGUGAAUCUGAUGAAGAGUUUGUUGAUAUACUUGGAGAACUGGCCGAACUGAAUGGGGAGAUCGUCACGUUUGGGAAUGAACUCGGUGUAAUUCUAGGUUUUGAUGUAUUAUUGGACCAACGAAGUAAUCUGUCCCAAGAAAUAAUCGCGGAACAUCUGCAAACUCUGAAGUAUCAAAAACUUGCCAAGCAAGAUGAAGAUGAAGAUGAGGUUGAUGAACUUUGUGUAAUAUGCCAGGAUGAAUUCAAAAGUGGAGAGAUGUUGGGAACUCUAGGCUGCAGACACGAGUUUCAUGCAGAUUGUAUCACGAGAUGGUUGCAAGUGAAGAAUGUCUGCCCAUCUGCAAGCGCAUGGCUGUUCAUCAUCAAGAAAUCUAAGAGUUUCUCGGCGAGUAAUCCCAACUUUUUAGGCCUGGUUGGAAUUUACUGA